This is a messenger RNA of Rosa rugosa (rugosa rose), 3120 nucleotides long. RefSeq names its product disease resistance protein RPM1-like. The record is from RefSeq and is a predicted model, not a curated record. Gene Ontology annotation, biological process: defense response to other organism. The coding region runs from base 97 to 2850 and encodes 917 amino acids. Lineage: Eukaryota; Viridiplantae; Streptophyta; Magnoliopsida; Rosales; Rosaceae. The transcript is spliced from 2 exons. Gene Ontology annotation, molecular function: ADP binding.
GUACGCCUUACAAAUUAGGAUUCAUUCCAUCAUAUUAGCUACACAACAAUCGAAUCCCAGUGGGAUACAGAUUCAAAAGAAAGAAAAAUAUAAAAGAUGGCCAUGGCUUCAGCUGCAAUAGACCUUUUGCUUGGGAAAAUAGUGUCAUUUCUUGACGACCAAUUGUCACUGUUAGGAGGAGUUCAUGAUGAACUUGAAGAAAUCAAGCGCGAGCUUAUAGUCAUGAAAGCCUUCUUGGAGGAUGCAGAAAGAAAGGGUGUUCUCAGUGAAGUGGAGAAAACAUGGGUGGCGAAUGUGAGGGACGUAUCCGUAGACGUUGAAGACUUCAUUGACGAGUUCACCUACCACAUCAACAAGCAGAGAAGUUGGAGUCCAUUUACAAGAACGUUUCGUAAAUCCCUUCGCUUCCCUAAGAAUCUUUGGGAGAGGCAUCGGAUUGCCACAAAGUUGCAGAAGAUCAUCAAAAUUAUCAAAGCCAUUCCAGAGAGAAGCCUACGUUACGGAGUUAAACGUAUAGAAGGUGUUUCUUAUUCCCACUACGAUCCUGAUCGGUUGAGAAUCUUAAGGGAGUCAUCUCUUUUCCUUCAAGAUGAUGAAGUGGUGGGAAUUAUAGAUGCUAAAGAGAAGUUGGUCACAAUGUUGUUGUCUUCACAAGCGCAAAGAACUGUGAUUUCUGUUGUUGGAAUGGGUGGCUCUGGCAAGACUACCUUGGUUGCAAAGACCUUCAAUGGCCAGACUGUGAAGCAACAUUUCGAUUGCUGUGCGUGGAUUACUGUCUCGCAAAUGUACACGGUUGAAGAUCUACUCAGAGUAAUCAUGAAGGAGCUUCUCCGAGCAGUGAAGGAGCAGAUUCCAGUAGACUUGAGCGACAUGAGCUAUUCACAUUUGGUGGAAAUGCUGGCCAGCUAUUUGAAGGAAAAGAGGUACUUGAUUGUCUUAGAUGAUGUGUGGGAUAUCAAUCUUUGGAGAAAAAUAAGUGCGGCACUUCCAGAUGGACCACAUGGAAGCCGGGUCAUGCUUACAACUCGUAAAGAAGACAUUGCUUCUUUUCCAUUUGGGCUUGGAAGUUAUGUCCACCAUGUUCAGCCUCUAAACAAGAGUGAGGCGUGGCAUCUUUUUUCCAUGAAAGCUUUCUUCAGUUGUCCUAAUAGCUGUUGUCCAACUGAGCUCGAACAUAUAGCUAGAGAUCUUGUUGACAAAUGCGAAGGCUUACCUCUAGGAAUUGUUGCUUUGGGCGCUCUCAUGUCAACCAAAAGUGUUCUGUCCGAGUGGAUGAAGGUUUACGGCAGCUUGAACUGGGAGCUAUGCAACAACCCUAGGCUUGAAGUGGUGAAGAGCAUCUUACUGUUGAGCUUCAAUGAUUUACCAUAUCGGCUAAAGCAUUGCUUCCUAUAUUGUUGUGUUUUCCCCGAAGAUUAUGUGAUCCAGUGUAGACGGCUUAUUAGACUGUGGAUAGCGGAGGGGUUUGUGGAACAAGUUAGAGGUGCUAAGACAGAAGAGAUAGCUGAGAGCUACAUGGCGGAGCUCACGUGUCGAUGCAUGCUUCAAGUAGUUGAGAGGGAACCAUCUGGCAGGGCAGAAACAUUUAGGAUGCAUGAUCUUCUGCGAGAACUCUGCAUUUCAAUUUCAGAAGCUGAGACAUUUUGUACCAUAUACAAUGACCAAGAACCAGCUAAAGAGAGCAAGGCUCGCCGCGUGUCAAUGCAAGCGAAUUCUCGAGCACUAAGAAAUCCGAAAGACAUUUCGAAGGUUCGCACAUUUUUCAUGUUUGCUGCUUUUUCAUUGAAUUAUCUGCCAUCUGGUUUCCAACUGUUGAGAAUCCUAGACCUUGAAGAUGUUCCGAUUGUGCAGUUGCCAGAUGAUAUAGUGAACUGCUUCAAUUUGAUGUAUUUAAAUUUGAGAAGCACAAAAGUUAAAGAGCUUCCCAAAGACAUCGGGAAACUCAGCAACUUAGAAAUGCUAAACAUAAGCAAUUCGAAAAUUAGAUUACUUCCGGUUGGGAUUUUGAAGUUACAGAAGCUACACCAUCUCUUGAUGUUGCAUUUUAAUGAUCAAAAGUUGUGUUCUUUUGAUUGUCUUGACGGCUGCACACAAGCUCCGCCGGGCAUUUGUAAGCCGAAGAGCUUACAAGUUCUGGAUACAGUCAAGGUGGAAGGCGAGUUGAUCGAACAACUUCAGUCCAUGACGCAACUCACAAGACUAGGCUUAGCAAAUGUGAGGGAAGCUGAUGAAAAAGAUCUAUGCAAGGCGCUCGAAAACAUGAAACUCAUUGAGCAGUUGAAUGUCAUGACAACCGAUGAGGAUGAGGUGUUGCGCAUGGACGCAUUAGCGGAGGGUCCUCCAAUGCUCCACACACUUUUCCUAACUGGAAAGUUAGAGAGGAUUCCACUUUGGUUCCAUUCUCUUCAUAGCCUUUCGUACUUGGCUUUGCUCUGGUCUAGAGUAACACAUGAUUUUCUUCCUUGCAUCCAAGAGCUGCCAAAUUUGACAAGGCUGUGGUUGAUUAAUGCAUAUACAGGAGACGAGUUAGUCUUUCGCAGUGGAUUCCGAAAGCUCACCGAGUUGAUACUGCUCAACUUUUCUCAGUUGUCUGUGAUCAUCAUAGAGAAGGGAGUGAUGCCGGCAUUAAAGACACUGGAUAUAUGGGAAUGCAUGCAGUUGAAGCAAAUUCCUCGGGGCAUUGAACAUCUCACAAAUCUCAAACAAUUGACUCUGUUAGGUGUUCCCAAUGAGCUGAUUGAGUGCAUACGAGGAGAAGGAAGCAUGGAUAACUCAAAGGUUAAGCAGAUUCCCAACAUUGGUUAUUGCUACAAAACUAGGUUUGGGUGGUCUCAUGGUAGAACGCGAUGAUCUCCACUACAGCAAGGUAACUAGUAAGAGCUCACCAAGGUCGCGAAUUUUGGAUUGGGUUAGUUCAUCAUGAUCGAAUAAAAUUGUUACAAAAGUCCAUUUAGUGAGAUCAGUUGAAGACUUCAUAUAACAUCAGCACAUAUAUGUAUAGGUUGUACGUGUUGCUAUGUCCUCUCUCUGUGCUCUAUAUAUGCAUGUAUUGGUACAAUGGUCUAUUCCCCUAUGGUAUUCUAUUUAUGUAGAUUGCUAUUAAUAAGCCUAUCGUAUGCA